AUGGCCCUAAACAGCGUGUCCCUGUCCGCCGGUGAUCAGAGAAGCAGGGUAGCCUACCGCUUUUCCCACGGCGACCUCAGCUCGCCGGCGUCAGCGUUGGCGAUGGUCUCUGGAGACGGCUUCCUUGUUUCCAGGCCCGAGGCAGUUCAUCUAGAACCUCGGCAGGCUUUGCGACCAGGCGUUCGGGCCGAGAGCCGUCGAGGGAAUGGCGGGGGCCGGAGCCGGAGCCGCCACGGCCGACUCUCACCCUACCCGAUACCUGACGUUAAAUCCGAUCUCUUAAGAAGUGUGCUGCAACAGCGUUUGAUUGCAUUAGGAGGUGUCAUCGCAGCUCGACUUUAAGUUUAAACGAACUCCUUUCUUCUGGCCCUCAAUUAGCUUGUAAACACGCCUCUUUAAAAUCCUUUGUUGGUGUAGCAGCAAUCGUGUUGUCUUAUUUUUAGAUGGAUUUAUUUUCAUUUAAUAUAAUACGUGGGAGUUAUAUGAAUAUAUCCUAGCACUAACGGAAGUGUAACAGUUGAUUGAUUCAGGUGGUUUUAUGCAGCCAGAAUGAUCGGAUCAGGGAAGGGGGUGGGUGGAAGGGAUUUUCUUUUUUCUUUUUUUCUCUUUAUUUAUUUUUUCUUUUUUUCAAAACGGAGUUUCACCAUAUUGGUCAGGCUGGUCUCAAACUCCAAACCUCAGGUGAUCCGCCCGCCUCAGCCUCCCAAAGUGGGAUUACAGGCUGGGAUUACAGGCGUGAGCCACCGCGCCCAGCGGGAUUGUCUUAGGUCGUCUCAAAGCUGAGCUGAUGGGACCACCCUCCCCAGAGAACAACAAUCCUUUCAUUCACCUUUUGUUCACAGCUUUCCUGCAAGGAAUCCCAAGAUUCCAGCUUCCUGUCUACCUCUUCAACUCAGACAUUUUACUUUUACUUCUGUUGGCGAAAAAGAAAUGCUCCUUUUUAUUACAGUGACUUAUCCUUCCAUCGUUUCCUCAGCAUUUACCAUCUUCCAUCUCUCCCUUCACUUUUUAUUUCAGAUAUGUCUACAAACUCCAAUCUCAGUCACACUAAAAGUAACAAACCCUACACCUUACUGUUCUUUCAAAUUAUUAAAUCAAUUUACCUUUCUUUCUUUGGCAAAGGUUCCAAAUAAAUAUUUUCCUUAUAUUUGUAA
Callithrix jacchus (white-tufted-ear marmoset) is the source of this 1154-nucleotide messenger RNA. It is a transcript of the gene C10H11orf71, whose product is annotated as chromosome 10 C11orf71 homolog. Lineage: Eukaryota; Metazoa; Chordata; Mammalia; Primates; Cebidae. The record is from RefSeq and is a predicted model, not a curated record.